GAUGCUACAAGGUGUCGGAAACGUUUUUUGCUCAAUUGGUAUCAAGGGAUCUAACGUGUACCAGGGAAACAUUCCCCACACCAUUACACCACCGCCACCAGCUUGUACCAGCCAGGAUGGGUCCAUGGAUUCAUGCUGCUUAUGCUAAAUGCUGACUGUCAUCAGCAUGGUGCAACAGGAACCGUGAUUUGUCAGACCAGGUAAUGUUUUUCCACUCCUCAAAUUGUCCAGUGUUGGUGAUCGUGUACCCACUGGAGCCACUUCUUCUUGUUUUAGGAAAACACACAAUCUCAACCAAUCUGGUCAUGUGUUGUUGCUGAAGUGUGGCUCUAUGCUACUUACUUGAUACUCAUUUUAUUUCAUAUCCAGCAAGCUCCACUGAAAGGGCAGGAAACCUAACCCCCUUGGCAAUGACACUUAAUUUAGGGGUAGUACACAUAGGUCCUGCUUGGAGAAUUGCGUCACCAAGGACACACUUUAAGAGUACGAUAUCACACCAUGCAAUUCAAAAUAAAAGCCUUGCUAAAUCAAUCACAGUAUGUGUGAAAUGGAUCUGUAUGCAUUGAUCUAUGUGGAAUGCUGCUGUCACUUCAAUCACUUCAAUUUCUUCUGAGAGAAAAUUGAUUGGUGAAAUGAACUCACAAUCUCAUCAAUACAAUAACAGUGCAUCUGUGCUGUUUCUAAGAUGUCAUUUUUAUCUUGGUGGUUUUCAGGAUCGGCUGUGGCCACCACCCUUGGAAAGGGCUUUCUGGCUAUCUGCAAAGCAGGACACCUGCGCAUACAAACCCAGAGCCAAGAGUACAGUGACUACUCAGACAGAGAGAAGAUGGUGGAGGUUCGCCUGGAUGUGUUAUUAAGGCCAGGGCUCCAGGUGCUGAUAGUGGACCAGUGGAUAGAGACCGGAGGAACCAUGAAGGCUGCUAUAAAACUGGUGGAGCCGCAGGGAGCGACUGUUGUAGGUGUUGCUGCUGUGGCCAUUGAGAAGAGCGAGGGAGUGACCAGUCCCAUGAUCGCCACGGUAAGCACGGGGAGAUGGCUCAGGUCUCCAACCUGACUCUGCCACACUUCUUGUGUGCCCCCAACAUUUUUGGGGGGGCAGCUGCCUCUCGGGCUUCCUUGCCAGCAGUAUUCCCUCGUAUCGCCGGUUCCCUUUUCCUGCUGCCUCCGCUCUCCUGGCUGUUCCCAUGGGAGGCGAUCCCUUCCAGCCUGGAUCUCCUCCCAUGUGUAUGAUCCCUUACCGUCUAGAAUGUCCUCCCAU
This is a messenger RNA of Oncorhynchus mykiss (rainbow trout), 1258 nucleotides long. RefSeq names its product purine phosphoribosyltransferase family protein. Lineage: Eukaryota; Metazoa; Chordata; Actinopteri; Salmoniformes; Salmonidae. The record is from RefSeq and is a predicted model, not a curated record. Gene Ontology annotation, molecular function: adenine phosphoribosyltransferase activity.